This is a messenger RNA of Haliotis rufescens (red abalone), 1677 nucleotides long. RefSeq names its product sialidase-like. The record is from RefSeq and is a predicted model, not a curated record. The transcript is spliced from 2 exons. Bases 1 to 1677 code for a protein of 558 amino acids. NCBI's taxonomy places the organism in Eukaryota, Metazoa, Mollusca, Gastropoda, Lepetellida, Haliotidae.
AUGUUGAGACAUCAUCUGAUCUGCAGUCUCCCCCCGCCACUCCCCACCCCAACCCCAACUGUGUACCUCCCCACUCUGGUGACACCAUCUGAUUCCCAGUAUCUCCAGACUGUGGUGACACCAUCUGAUUCCCAGUACCUCCCUACUGUGGUGACACCAUCUGAUUCACAAAACCUCCCUACUGAGGUGACACCAUCUGAUUCCAAGUACCUCCCCACCCUGGUGACACCAUCUGAUUCCCAUUACCUCCCCACUGUGGUGACACCAUCUGAUUCCCAGUACCUUUCCACUGUGGUGACACCAUCUGAUCCCCAGUACCUCCCCACUGUGGUGACACCAUCUGAUUCCCAUUACCUCCCUACUGUGGUGACACCAUCUGAUUCCCAGUACCUCCCCACUGUGGUGACACCAUCUGAAUCCCAGUACCUCCCUACUGUGGUGACAUCAUCUUAUCCCCAGUACCUCCCCACUGUGGUGACAACAUCUGAAUCCCAGUACCUCCCUACUGUGGUGACACCAUCUGAUUCCCAGUACCUCCCUUCUGUGGUGACACCAUCUGAUUCCCAGGACCUCCCCACUGUGGUGACACCAUCUGAUUCCCAUUACCUCCCUACUGUGGUGACACUAUCUGAUUCCCAGGACCUCCCUACUGUGAUGACACCAUCUGAUUCCCAGUACCUCCCUACUGUCGUGACACCAUCUGAUUCCCAGUACCUCCCUACUGUCGUGACACUAUCUGAUUCCCAGUACCUCCCUACUGUGGUGACACCAUCUGAUUCCCAGUACCUCCCUACUGUCGUGACACUAUCUGAAUCCCAGUACCUCCCUACUGUGAUGACACCAUCUGAUUCCCAGUACCUCCCUACUUUGGUGACGCCAUCUGAUUCCCAGUACCUCCCUACUGUGAUGACACAAUCUGAUUCCGAGUACCUCCCUACUGUGGUGACACCAUCUGAUUCCCAGUACCUCCCUACUGUCGUGACACUAUCUGAAUCCCAGUACCUCCCUACUGUGAUGACACCAUCUGAUUCCCAGUACCUCCCUACUGUGAUGACACAAUCUGAUUCCGAGUACCACCCUACUGUGAUGACACAAUCUGAUUCCGAGUACCUCCCUACUGUGGUGACACCAUCUGAUUCCCAGUACCUCCCUACUGUCGUGACACUAUCUGAUUCCCUAUAUCUCCCCACUGUGGUGACACCAUUUUAUUCCCAGUACCUCCCUACUGUGGUGAUACCAUCUGAUUCCCAUUACCUCCCUACAGUGGUGACACCAUCAGAUUCCCAUUACCUCCCUACAGUGGUGACACCAUCUGAUUCCCAUUACCUCCCUACUGUGGUGACACCAUCUGAUUCCCAGUACCUCCCUACAGUGGUGACACCAUCUGAUUCCCAUUACCUCCCUACAGUGGUGACACCAUCAGAUUCCCAUUACCUCCCUACAGUGGUGACACCAUCUGAUUCCCAUUACCUCCCUACUGUGGUGACACCAUCAGAUUCCCAUUACCUCCCUACAGUGGUGACACCAUCAGAUUCCCAUUACCUCCCUACUGUGGUGACACCAUCAGAUUCCCAUUACCUCCCUACUGUGGUGACACUAUCUGAUUCCCAUUACCUCCCUACUGUGGGGACACCAUCUGAUUCUCUGUACCCCUCUACGGUGGUAUACAACAGGUGA